Molecule: messenger RNA, 719 nt
Organism: Antechinus flavipes (yellow-footed antechinus)
Lineage: Eukaryota; Metazoa; Chordata; Mammalia; Dasyuromorphia; Dasyuridae
Product: programmed cell death protein 7-like
Exons: 2
Coding region: 111-698 (195 amino acids)
Source: RefSeq, a predicted model, not a curated record
UCCGCUCCUAGGACCCAGCUCCCGCGUCAGCCCAGGGGCGGGGAACCGCGGGCGGCUGACAGCCUGUUUACGGCUCAAGCUCCGCCCGUGUCCUUUUCUCCCUGCCGGGAAUGGAAGCGGCAGAGUCUGCCCCCAGGGACCGCGCCCGGAAACCGCCGCCGGGGGACAGGGCUCCGGGGCGCGCCUCCACCCCCACGGCGCAUCCCAGUCCUGCGUGGGAGCGGUCCGGCCCCGGAUGCGGCUCCGGCCAGCCAGGAUCUGUUCCUCAAUCCCCGCUCCCGCCCCACGCGCGUCCUUUCCCCACCUCCGAGGUUGUCCGUCGUUUCCUCCCUUAUGCAACCGCUCCUGAGAAGGGCUGGGACCCCCACCCGCGUGUGCGUGGUGGGGACUCUCCAUUCUUCGCCUCCAGCUCCAUCAGUUUUUUAAAGGAUGGAGGACGGUGGGAGAAGAACGAGAGUGGGCAGGCAGGCAGCCCGGGAGGGACGACUUCCAAGCUGUCAGCAGCCAUCCCAUCCCCACCCUGGAACACCCACCCACCUAGUCUUCGCUCCGAUCCCCCGCGGGCUGGGAAAAAGGAGGAGGAGGAGGCUCUCUUCUCCCGGAUACUUCGCAGCCCAGAGGAGAACAAGUGCAAAAGGGGAAAAAAACAGAUGCGCAUGUAUCGCGGCGGCUCCUCUUCUAGAAUUUCCCCUUUUUGACUAUCGCGACUUUGGAGACAG